CGGGCAUUGGAGCUUGAUUGGAUGUCUGUUGAUUUUACGUUGCAAAUAACAAGGCAGCCAGCCCUCUUGUCUUCCUAUGAUUACGUUCCACCGAAGAGGUUCCGAAUAGAGGGAGGCUGAGCUUGGAACUCCCAAGCCUUGGAGAUGCGAUUCCCCCAAAAGUUUUGACAGCGAACGGGAGAUUGAAGGGUGACUGGAAGCGGGCAGGAGCUCCAGGGAUGCUCUAAUGGGGCGUGCGGUGGUAGGAUUUUAAGUCGCUCUGCCUCGGAUUGCCUGCCCUGGGUGAGCUGGACCUGCCCGGGCCGAAUCCGGACUUGCCCUGCUGAAAUGCCCAGGAGUGAUUGUGCUGCAGGGCUGACUCCCAGGACGUGAACUGUUGACCUCAUCCCAGCACCAGAACCCCGGAUGUUAUUCUCAUUUCGGCAUCAUCCCAGGGAUGUUAACUUUCCAUGGGGAAUAAACUCGAACCUUAAGGAUCUGAUGGAAAUUCACUGUGACGUUCAAACAAAACACUUGCUGAAACCCACAGAGCCUUUUUCUCAUGGGCCCCGAUGGUAGCCUCCAGAAGGUGCAGGCUCAGGUGGUCCCCCUUCUUCUGCGUCGAGAAUAAACUUCGGGUCAGAGAUUGCAAUACCACCUGUGGAGAAAAUGGUAUGCGACGGAAAGCGCACAACCUCUUGCCCUUGUUUCUUCCUCUUGACGGCCAAGUUCUACUGGAUCCUCACGAUGAUGCAAAGAACUCACAGCCAGGAGUAUGCCCAUUCCAUUCGGGUAGAUGGGGACAUCAUUUUGGGGGGUCUCUUCCCUGUCCAUGCAAAGGGAGAGAGAGGGGUGCCUUGUGGGGAGUUGAAGAAGGAAAAGGGCAUCCACAGACUUGAGGCCAUGCUUUAUGCAAUCGACCAGAUUAACAAGGACCCAGAUCUCCUCUCCAACAUCACUCUGGGCGUCCGGAUCCUUGACACGUGCUCCAGGGACACCUAUGCUUUGGAGCAGUCGCUGACUUUCGUGCAGGCGCUGAUAGAGAAAGAUGCCUCCGACGUAAAAUGUGCUAAUGGAGACCCACCCAUAUUUACCAAGCCUGACAAGAUCUCUGGUGUCAUAGGUGCUGCUGCGAGCUCUGUAUCCAUCAUGGUGGCUAACAUUUUACGACUUUUUAAGAUACCUCAAAUUAGCUAUGCAUCCACAGCCCCAGAGCUAAGUGAUAACACCAGGUAUGACUUCUUCUCUCGGGUGGUCCCGCCUGACUCCUACCAAGCGCAAGCCAUGGUGGACAUUGUGACGGCCCUGGGAUGGAAUUAUGUAUCGACACUAGCUUCUGAGGGGAACUAUGGAGAGAGUGGUGUGGAGGCAUUCACCCAGAUCUCAAGGGAGAUUGGUGGUGUUUGCAUUGCUCAAUCACAGAAAAUUCCACGUGAACCAAGACCUGGAGAAUUUGAAAAAAUUAUCAAACGCCUGCUAGAAACACCUAAUGCUCGAGCAGUGAUUAUGUUUGCCAAUGAGGAUGACAUCAGGAGGAUAUUAGAAGCAGCAAAAAAAUUAAACCAAAGUGGGCACUUUCUAUGGAUCGGUUCAGAUAGCUGGGGAUCCAAAAUAGCACCUGUCUAUCAGCAGGAAGAGAUUGCUGAGGGGGCUGUGACAAUUCUGCCCAAACGGGCAUCAAUUGAUGGGUUUGAUCGAUACUUUAGAAGCCGAACUCUUGCCAAUAAUCGGAGAAAUGUGUGGUUUGCUGAAUUUUGGGAAGAGAAUUUUGGAUGCAAGUUAGGAUCCCAUGGAAAAAGGAAUAGCCACAUAAAGAAAUGCACAGGGCUGGAACGAAUUGCGCGGGAUUCCUCUUAUGAACAGGAAGGAAAGGUCCAAUUUGUAAUUGAUGCAGUCUAUUCCAUGGCUUACGCACUACACAAUAUGCACAAAGAACUCUGUCCUGGAUACAUCGGUCUUUGCCCAAGAAUGAGUACCAUUGAUGGGAAAGAACUACUGGGUUACAUCAGAGCUGUAAAUUUUAAUGGCAGUGCUGGCACACCAGUCACUUUUAAUGAAAAUGGAGAUGCUCCUGGACGCUAUGAUAUCUUCCAGUACCAAGUCACUAACAAAAGUACGGAGUACAAAAUCAUUGGGCAUUGGACCAAUCAGCUUCAUCUAAAAGUGGAAGCCAUGCAGUGGGCUCCCAGAGAACGCACGCGGCCGCCGUCGGUCUGCAGCCUGCCCUGCAAGCCCGGGGAGAGGAAGAAAACCGUGAAGGGAGUGCCCUGCUGCUGGCACUGCGAGCGCUGUGAGGGUUACAACUACCAGGUGGACGAGCUCUCCUGCGAGCUCUGCCCCCUGGAUCAGAGGCCCACCGCCAACCGCACAGGCUGCCAGCGGAUCCCCAUCAUCAAACUGGAGUGGCAUUCCCCCUGGGCCGUGGUGCCCGUGUUCAUUGCCAUCUUGGGGAUCAUCGCCACCACCUUCGUGAUCGUGACCUUCGUCCGCUACAACGACACGCCGAUCGUGAGGGCUUCCGGGCGGGAACUCAGUUACGUGCUCCUGACGGGGAUUUUCCUCUGCUACUCCAUCACCUUUCUGAUGAUCGCGGCGCCGGACACCGCCAUAUGCUCCUUUCGGCGGAUCUUCCUGGGACUUGGCAUGUGUUUCAGCUAUGCAGCCCUUUUGACCAAGACAAACCGUAUCCACCGAAUAUUUGAGCAGGGCAAAAAAUCGGUCACAGCACCCAAAUUCAUCAGCCCGGCGUCUCAGCUGGUGAUCACCUUCAGCCUCAUCUCCGUACAGCUCCUGGGAGUGUUCGUGUGGUUCGUGGUGGACCCGCCCCACACCAUCAUUGACUACGGGGAGCAGCGGACCCUCGAUCCCGAGAACGCCAGGGGAGUGCUCAAGUGUGACAUCUCUGAUCUCUCGCUCAUCUGCUCACUUGGGUACAGUAUCCUCUUGAUGGUCACUUGCACUGUGUAUGCCAUUAAAACGAGAGGCGUUCCAGAGACGUUCAACGAAGCCAAACCCAUUGGGUUUACCAUGUACACCACCUGCAUCAUUUGGUUAGCCUUCAUCCCCAUCUUCUUCGGUACAGCUCAGUCAGCGGAAAAGAUGUACAUCCAGACAACAACACUUACUGUCUCCAUGAGUUUAAGUGCUUCGGUGUCUCUGGGGAUGCUCUAUAUGCCCAAGGUUUAUAUUAUAAUUUUUCAUCCGGAGCAGAAUGUUCAAAAACGCAAAAGAAGCUUCAAGGCUGUGGUGACAGCUGCCACCAUGCAAAGCAAACUGAUCCAGAAAGGCAAUGACAGACCAAAUGGCGAGGUGAAAAGCGAACUCUGUGAGAGCCUUGAAACCAACAGUAAGUCAUCUGUAGACUUUCAGAUGGUCAAGAGCGGGAGCACUUCCUAAUAGAUCUUCCUCUACCAAGACAACAUAUAUCAGCUACAGCAAUCAUUCAAUAUGAACAAGGAAAUGAUACCAUCAGAAGAAGUGUGGUAUCUGAUCUUAAAUAAUGAACAAGAGACUGCAAAAAUUCACUCCUGGAGAUCUCCGUAGACUACAACCAAUCAGAUCAAUAGUCAGUCUUGUAAGGAACAAAAUUUAGCCAAGAGCCAAAAGUAUCAAUAUUGGGGAACAAAGAAACCCAUUUUUUAAAAAUACAACCAAUGAGCGUCAAGCUAAAGUAUUGCUUACCUAUGGUCAAUUUAAAACAAACAAACAAAAAAAUCUCAAAAGGAAAACUAAUGUUAGCUUGUGAAAAAAAAAAUGCUGUUGAAAUAAACCAUGUCUGAUGUUAUUCUUGUAAGUAUUUUUCUGUGAUUGUGAGAACUCCCGUUCCUGUCCCACAUUGUUCAACUUGUAUAAGACUAUGAGUCUGUUUCUCGUAAUGGCUGACUGGAUUGAAGCCUUGGG
Messenger RNA from Jaculus jaculus (lesser Egyptian jerboa), 3879 nucleotides. RefSeq names its product glutamate metabotropic receptor 8 (gene Grm8). Gene Ontology annotation, cellular component: membrane. Gene Ontology annotation, molecular function: group III metabotropic glutamate receptor activity. The record is from RefSeq and is a predicted model, not a curated record. Bases 649 to 3375 code for a protein of 908 amino acids. Lineage: Eukaryota; Metazoa; Chordata; Mammalia; Rodentia; Dipodidae. Gene Ontology annotation, biological process: regulation of synaptic transmission, glutamatergic; G protein-coupled glutamate receptor signaling pathway. The transcript is spliced from 11 exons.